This is a messenger RNA of Symbiodinium pilosum, 1368 nucleotides long. The record is from the annotation of a GenBank genome assembly. NCBI's taxonomy places the organism in Eukaryota, Dinophyceae, Suessiales, Symbiodiniaceae.
AUGCUCGAGGGGCUAGCGCCCUGGCUCGCGAGCCACGCACGUCGUCUCCACAUCUCCACGCACUCGCGCCGCAUCCACAGCGACAUCUUGAAUUGGCUGAAGUUGGCUGGCUGGGUCAUCCUCUUCCAGUUUACCUUCAUGUCCGCAGCUGGUCCCAAGGAGCUUCCACUCGGGCCUUUUGUCAACUGUGACGGGCAUAUCAGUGCAGUGCAUCCGCUCACAGAGAUCGCCGAUCCACAGAAUGCUGGGUCUGUCUUUCAGGUCGCCUCCCUGUACAAUUGCUUGCAGAUGCAGGAACCUGGCGACGUGCCAGAGGAUGGCGUCACUUGCUAUGCCGAGACCACUACACAAGGGGCAGUCUGUGCAAUAGCCUGCCCGGCAGCUACAGUGUUCCGGAAUUACUUCUUGAAUGGCGUUGGGCAAGGGCGUGGGCAGCAGUUGGACCUGAUGACUCACGUCGGUGAUCUAGUGGGAAACCGCAAAGAAGGCUACUGGGUCAUGAGGAACGGCUUCAUGAUGCCCAGGCCUGGCGGAAAGCUCAUAGACCUCGGCGAGAGUCCGGGGCUAGUUAGCGAUCAGAUUCUUGCCGAUGACGUGGCCGGGCGAGUCCGAGUGGGGGUCCACUGGGACACGCAAGUGCUGCUAGAUGACAUUUCUCACAACGUUUGUCAGGUGUGCUGCUCGGCACCAGCUGUGGCACUGUCCAAGAUUGUGAAGGCACAACACUGGGCGCCGUUUGCCGUCAGCCUGCUCACUGGCCACUUGGAUGCGACGCUGGCUGUGGGAGCAAUCCUUGCUGCGAAGCGGAAGCAGCGGGUCAAGGUCUUCCUCACCGCCAUUGGGGCCGGAGCUCUAGGCAAUCGGCCCAGCUGGAUCUAUCAGGCGGUGGACAGAGUCCUGGAAGCCUACAAGUCGGCUCCCCUGGACGUCUACCUUAUCCACUUCUCCCGAACGGACAAGUUCGAGAGACUGCAGGGCAGCCGGCCCGAGCCUGUUCCGCGGAAUCGCACCUCGCUGGAUGAGCGGGUUGCUGCCAUGCAAAAGGAGGUGGGAGAAGCCAACAUGCUGCACAAGACGCAGCGGUAUCCCAUGAUGGGCUCUCCAACAGCAGCUCGGGACAACAUGAGCUUGAUGAUCGCCAAGGCGUUUGCAUACUUUGACUCGAACGGCGAUGGGGUCAUCGACAUCGAUGAGUGCACAUAUAUUCUCAGGAGCCUUGAUCCGGCAUUCUUCACCCAGGAGAAGGUGCGACAGCUUGCUGCCAAGGCAGAUGCAGACUGUGAUGGCUACAUUCAUUAUGCAGAGUUCAUUGCCUGGAUUCUGGACUCAGACUCCGUGAUGACAUCGCCCACAGCUCAGAUAGUAUAG